Molecule: messenger RNA, 753 nt
Organism: Zychaea mexicana
Lineage: Eukaryota; Fungi; Mucoromycota; Mucoromycetes; Mucorales; Lichtheimiaceae
Exons: 5
Coding region: 1-753 (250 amino acids)
Source: RefSeq, a predicted model, not a curated record
AUGGAGCUCACCAUUGCUCAUUGGAAAAGCAUCUAUGAAGUUGGCUUCUGUCGCAAGCGCAACAGAGGCUUCGACUUUGACCUCCCAUUCGGCGAUGCCUACAACCAGACUGUGGCAUUGCCGGUGUACGAGGCGCUCCAUAGUGAGGCUGCGACUCGGCCUCACAUUCAAGACUGGGCUCGCUUCGUCAAGGGCAAGUUUGAGUCCCACUUCAAGUAUAAGAAGGGACAAAGCAAGAAGGAGCAGCCCGAUGUUGAGGCCGAGAACAAGGCUCGACGACGCCGGCAGCGAGCUCUUAGAAAACUGCAACGUCGCACCGGCGUCUUCGAGGCCCAACAGGAAGACUGCACAAGCCUCUUCUCUACCGAAUGUGUGCAGGUUUUAUCCUUUGACUAUAUGUCAGAGGACGAGACUGAUGCGGAGGAGACGGCUUCGUCGUCCACCCAACAGCAAGAACGUUGGAUGACGAAGCGUCCAAGCUGGAGAAGCAGAAGAGCAACUGCUUUUCUGGAGCACUUGGUCGCUCCCACCGUCUAUAGGCAACAUGCCUGUAGGCGGGUGGUCGAAGUCGAGUACCGUGAACCUGGCUUUCUCGUUCCCUUUGCUUCACGCCGUGAUGAGGAAGACUCGACACCUACGCUUGCAUCAAGCUGUGUAACACCGCUCGACAGAUUCCAAUGCAUAGCAGCAAAGAAAUGGGACUUGGUGGUGCCUUCAAUCGUUACAUCGUGGCGAAAAAAGAAGUCGAUUUGA